Vigna radiata var. radiata (mung bean) is the source of this 1344-nucleotide messenger RNA. Its product is annotated as GDSL esterase/lipase At5g03610. The record is from RefSeq and is a predicted model, not a curated record. Gene Ontology annotation, molecular function: hydrolase activity, acting on ester bonds. Lineage: Eukaryota; Viridiplantae; Streptophyta; Magnoliopsida; Fabales; Fabaceae. Bases 129 to 1250 code for a protein of 373 amino acids. The transcript is spliced from 5 exons.
UUGUGGGUAUAAUUACAUUGACUAGCUAGCUAGGCCUCAACUCACUUUUCGCACCAAAAGUAUAGAGGUGGCACCUAAUUAAUCUCAUUCAAGUUAGUAUCUCAUAAAUCUGCAAUCCAUAUGAAUGUAUGCAACUAUAUAUAUGUAUGUUGUUAUCUUUGCAGAGUGAACAUUUAUACUUUGCCAUGUCCAUGGCAGCCAACAUAUCAUCUAUGGCGAAGCAAAUUCCUACAGUGACCACUCUGCUCCUUCUCUUCUUCGUCAUUUUAAGAGAAGUGGAAGGAGCUGAAAGGUUAGGUGAGGUAAAACUAUUUGUGUUUGGAGACUCUUAUGUUGACACGGGGAAUUUGGUGAACUCAAUUUCGUAUAAGCCUCCUAGUGGAAUUACUUUCCCUGGUACACCUGCUGGAAGGUUCUCUAAUGGAUGUGUCCUCACAGAUUACAUUGCUUCAUUUUUGAAAAUAAAAUCCCCGAUACCUUAUGUAUUUAGGAAUUCCUCGAACCUACAAUAUGGUAUAAACUUUGCUCAUGGAGGAACUGGUAUUUUCAACACUUUGGAUAAUGAACCAAACAUGACUGUCCAAAUUGACUGGUUUGAGAAGCUAAUCCAACAAAAAAUCUACACUAAAGCUGACCUUGAGUCUUCAGUUGCUCUAGUCAAUUCUGCUGGAAACGACUAUGCUACAUUUCUACAAAGAAAACAAAGACGCAUGCAAGACAUACCAGUUUUUACUGCAUCACUUAUCCAGCAAAUGUCUAUAAAUCUGAGACGCAUCCACAGCUUGGGAAUAAAUAAGAUAGCAGUGGGGUUAUUAGAGCCUAUAGGGUGCAUGCCUAUGCUAACUGCGAUAUCUUCCUAUGAGAAAUGCCUUGAACCUUUCAAUUUAAUCUCCCAAAAUCACAGUCAAAUGCUUCUCCAAAUUACUCAAGAACUUAACAAGGAAUUGGGAAAACCAGUCUUUGUGACACUGGACCUAUACAACUCUUUCCUCUCUGUACUUGCAACCAUGCAGAAAAGGCGUUCUGACGACCCAACAUUGAUGAAUCCACUUGAACCAUGUUGUGAGGGAGUGAGCAGGGAAUAUUACUGUGGAAGUGUGGAUGAGAAAGGAGAGAAGAAAUACGGUUUGUGUGAAAAACCAGAGUUUUCAUUCUUUUGGGAGGGAGCUCACCUUUCUCAAAAUGGUUGGUACGGAGUAUAUACCAUCUUGUAUUCUUCUCUUCGCAGCCUUAUUCAGACAAAACUUUGAUCUUUCAGGAAUUUAUGCUAUCUUAUCCUUAGCUUUCUACAAACAUUACAACUCGCUAUUCAGAUCAUGAAAUGAUAAAGGACCACGUAAAAGU